AUGUGCACGGAGGUAAUCCUUCAGGAUCCGCGAGGACAACGCAUUGCUGGCGGUUUAGUUACGUUUACUCAACCAUCUUUAUCAGUGGUGAACAAUAACACGCAAGAGGUUUUGUCACGACAAGUCACACCUGAAGCAGGAGCUUUCGAUUUUACUUGUGACAACAUUCUGUCGCAGCAAGGUCGCGAAUCCCGGACAAUGAGUUAUUAUUCUAUAAAGGAUGUUAUCCCAGAAACAAUUCCUGAAGAGACCUCACUAGAAGCGGUAAAAUCUGAGAUUCGACCACCAUCAUACGAUCAAGUUCAAAUGAUUUCAGAAAAGGGUUCAUUCACAUUUAUGCCUCUUUUGAUUAUGAGACACGAUAUUUCGAGGGCGGAAUUUCUGGAGCUUUUUGACCUCCGUAUUAACACACUUGAUGAGUAUGUUUGA
Molecule: messenger RNA, 429 nt
Organism: Oikopleura dioica
Lineage: Eukaryota; Metazoa; Chordata; Appendicularia; Copelata; Oikopleuridae
Source: the annotation of a GenBank genome assembly